UCCCUUUGCAAUUCUGCGUACGUGUCUUAUAACGGUUGGUUCCCACGACGUGCCGUGCAUUGAGUGGUAUAGGCGAUGAUUUUUAAUUGCGAGGAGUAUAUAUAUAAGGAGAGGGCCGACCAGUGAGCCCACUCCAACUCCAUUCCCUCUUCCGAAAUUCAAUCUCCCUCCGAUGGAUUCUAGAAGCUCCACGUCUUCGGCUGCCGACGCCUCUCAGUCACCGCGCGCGUGGCCAAAGAAGGAACCUCGCAGCGACGACCCGUUCCCCUUGGUUUCUUUCUCCUUCCAAUCGGGCGACGGAGGUGACGGCGGUGAGGAAAUCCCUCAGCCUCUCGAGGCGCUGCGGACCGCCCCUAUUCCUCCUUUCCUAUCCAAGACCUAUGAACUCGUCGACGACCCCGCCUUCGACGCCAUCCUUUCCUGGUCCCCCGCCGGGCGGAGCUUCGUGGUGUGGGACCCCGUCGAGUUCGCCUGCACCGUCCUUCCCGGGCACUUCAAGCACAACAACUUCUCUAGCUUCGUCCGCCAGCUCAACACUUAUGGUUUCCACAAGAUUGAUGCUGAUAGAUGGGAGUUUGCGAAUGAAUCCUUUACGAAAGGAAAGAAAUAUUUGUUAAGAAACAUAAACAGGCGUAGGUCGUAUCCAGCACACCAUUUGCAUAUUCAAAUAGGUUCAUCAAUGGAAAUGGCGAAGAAGGAUAGAUUGGUCGGUGAAAUUGACAUGCUCAGGAAUGAUAAGAGAGCACUGCUGCAAGAGAUUGCGAGUUUGCAGAAUGAAAAUCGAACUACAAUUCAACUGAUGAAUUCGGUGAAUCAGAGAGUGCAAUCAGCAGAGACGAGGCAGAAACAGAUGAUCUCCUUCUUAGCACAUUCGCUCUUCAAGGAACACAAUGACAAUGGUACCGCGUCUUCAAGGGCAAGAAGAAAGUUCCUUAAGCACACUCGCUCCAGCAGCACCGCUUCAAUUGGAUUCAUGGAUUCGGGCGCAAGCAAUAGGCAUUGCACUGCAGAUGCUUCAUCGUCUCCUCCUACAUUGGACAGCACUGAAGAACAUGUGCUGAGCAAAGAAAAUCCUGAUAAUAUUUUGUCCGGUUCGAUUGAAAAACUUGAACUUCAUGCAAGCGAGAAAAGUCUUACUGAUUGCCUGGAUCAAGUUCAAGACGACACAUUAGCUCCAUUUUUUCUUGAUACCAACAUAGUAGUGCCUUCAAAUCCUGAUACCGCCAUCGCAAGUGUUUCUGACCAUCUUUUUGCAUUCACUGAAGGAGAUCUUCCAGUUUCGAAUGCCAUUAUUGACCAAGAAGAAGUGUGGAAAGCAAUCACUGAAGCUGGACCAAGAUCAUUGGGUUAUGGAGGCGGCGAAGCGUGGUAUGACACUGAUCAAGAUUCCAACAUGUUUGAUACUGCCACUCGAUUCGACGAGCCCUGGGAUCUUGAUUUACAGAAUUUCAAUCAGGGAUUUGGCGACGGAAACAUUGUCGGCUUUGUAGAUCGAUUGGCAGCAUCAAAAGAUGACACUUAUAUAUGACCCUUGUUGCUCCACCAUAUGAUUAGUAUGGAUGGUCAUGUUAUUUUCGUUGUUCAUGUGAAACAAUGCUUUGUCUUUUUUUAUUUCUCCCUUCAUUUGAUUAA
Zingiber officinale is the source of this 1632-nucleotide messenger RNA. RefSeq names its product heat stress transcription factor A-3-like. Lineage: Eukaryota; Viridiplantae; Streptophyta; Magnoliopsida; Zingiberales; Zingiberaceae. Gene Ontology annotation, biological process: regulation of transcription by RNA polymerase II. Gene Ontology annotation, cellular component: nucleus. The record is from RefSeq and is a predicted model, not a curated record. The coding region runs from base 173 to 1528 and encodes 451 amino acids. Gene Ontology annotation, molecular function: RNA polymerase II cis-regulatory region sequence-specific DNA binding; DNA-binding transcription factor activity. The transcript has 2 exons.